Messenger RNA from Gekko japonicus, 483 nucleotides. Its product is annotated as RNA-directed DNA polymerase homolog. The record is from RefSeq and is a predicted model, not a curated record. The annotation marks the transcript as partial. Lineage: Eukaryota; Metazoa; Chordata; Lepidosauria; Squamata; Gekkonidae. The transcript has a single exon.
AUGGAUUAUCGAGGGUUAAAUGCAGUGUCGGCUACCAACGCCUAUCAAAUGCCAUUGAUUAAAGACUUGUUGGCAGAAGCUGCCAAGGGGAAAUUUUUUUCUAAGUUGGAUUUACGGGAUGCUUAUUUCUGUGUGUGCAUAAAAGAAGGAGACAAACCGAAAACCACUUUCAACACACCCCUGGGCCAGUUUGAGUACUUAGUGAUGCCCUUCGGUCUUCAAGGGGCUCCGGGAGUGUUCAUGAACUUUAUCAACGAAGUGUUACACAAGCACUUGUUUAAUGGGGUACUUGUUUACUUAGAUGAUAUACUUUUGUACUCCCCCAAUUUGCCCUCCCACGUGAAAUUGGUGAGAGAAGUCCUGAACACGUUGCACAAGCACAAACUGUUUGCUAAGCUGUCUAAAUGCGAAUUCCACAAGACACACAUUGACUUCUUGGGCUACCACAUCUCCAGUGCGGGGUUGGAGAUGGACCCGGGGAAG